Messenger RNA from Labrus mixtus (cuckoo wrasse), 1269 nucleotides. RefSeq names its product ETS domain-containing transcription factor ERF-like. Bases 132 to 980 code for a protein of 282 amino acids. The record is from RefSeq and is a predicted model, not a curated record. Gene Ontology annotation, cellular component: nucleus. Gene Ontology annotation, biological process: regulation of transcription by RNA polymerase II; cell differentiation. NCBI's taxonomy places the organism in Eukaryota, Metazoa, Chordata, Actinopteri, Labriformes, Labridae. Gene Ontology annotation, molecular function: DNA-binding transcription factor activity, RNA polymerase II-specific; sequence-specific DNA binding. The transcript has 6 exons.
AGAUCAGAUACAGGGUUUAAGAUUCGGUCCAUCCAUCCUUCAGUCCUCUCACACUCUUGAAGAAGGCCGGCAGACAAACUGAUCAUUGUCAUUCAUCUGAGGAAGCCUCGUCCGCUCCCGCUCCGAACGAGAUGCAGUGCAGCUGCAGCUCCUCAGUGGGACACCUUUCAUCACCUUACUGGAGCAGAACAGUGCUUUUCCCUGAUUGGGCGUACAAACCGGCGUGGUCGCCAGGGUCCAGGCAGGUGCAGCUGUGGCACUUCCUGCUGGAGCUGCUGGGGCGUGGCGAGGGCGGGGCCAUCGGCUGGGGAGGAGAGUGGGGCGAAUUCGUCAUCCGUGAUCCAGAGAGGCUCGCCCGGCUGUGGGGGGAGAGGAAGGGCAAACCACACAUGAACUACGACAAGCUUAGCCGGGCGCUCAGAUAUUACUACAACAAACGCAUCCUGCACAAGACCAAAGGGAAAAGAUUCACCUACAAGUUCAACUUCAACAAACUCAUCCUGGUCAACUAUCCAGGACACCCACCACCACCUCCACCACCACCACCACCUCCACCUCCAUCCAGUCAUCAGCUGGUGCAGAGCGGCCCUCUUCCCUUCCCUCUCCUCCCCUCUGAGAGUGGUCUUCCUCUGUGUGGAGGAGCGGGCUCGGUGAUGGACAGAGCAAUCCUCCCUGUGCCUCGCCCCUUCCUGUUCCCGUGCUGCCUCCCAAAGCCCAUCUCCACACCUCACGCUCUCCACGGCCACUACCCCUUCAUCUCUGCUCCUGCACAUUCGGGGUCCGACCCGAGGGAGCUGAAGGUGUCAGGUCUGCUGCCUCUGACCUCGCUCGGCGCUAACGCCUGGCCCCACCGGAGCCCUGGACGCUGGGAUCAUCUGAACCACUUCAGUCGAAGCCUGUUUGUUGGAAUGAGGCAGACUGAAAGUGAAGGAGACGGGAGGAGAGGGGGGAGUAACACACAGAUGGGGGAGAGGGAGUGAAGAGAAGGCACACACUAUAACAGAUGGACAGCUAUCCUUCCUCAAAUAAGCACUGUGUUUGUAUUUUACUCAUUAUACAGUCGUUCAUUAUUCAUUGCCUGUGAUACACUGACUUUGUAUUUAUUGAGUUUUUCCAUUAUGUAUUUUCUUGCUGCUGAAUAGAGAUGUUCAGGAAGCUGCUUUUCUUCCGUCAGCACUUCAUGCCACAGUAGGGGAAUUGCACUUGUAAACAAUUAACAACAUGGCACUUGCGUUUGAGUCAAUAAAGCAGAACUCUCAACUUGCAUUA